Molecule: messenger RNA, 1065 nt
Organism: Choloepus didactylus (southern two-toed sloth)
Lineage: Eukaryota; Metazoa; Chordata; Mammalia; Pilosa; Megalonychidae
Product: heterogeneous nuclear ribonucleoproteins A2/B1-like
Exons: 1
Coding region: 1-1065 (354 amino acids)
Molecular function (GO): RNA binding
Source: RefSeq, a predicted model, not a curated record
AUGGAGAAAACUUUAGAAGCUGUUCCUUUGCAGAGGAAAAAGAGAGAAAAGGAAAAAUUCCGUAAAUUUUUUAUUGGUGGCCUAAGUUUUGAAACCACAGAAGAAAGUUUGAGGAACUACUAUGAGGAAUGGGGAAAACUUGCAGACUGUGUGGUGAUGAGGGAUCCUGCAAGUAAAAGAUCAAGAGGAUUUGGUUUUGUAACUUUUUCUUCAAUGGCUGAGGUUGAUGCUGCAAUGGCUGCAAGACCUCAUUCAAUUGAUGGGAGAGUGGUUGAGCCAAAACGCACUGUAGCAAGAAAGGAAUCUGGAAAACCGGAGGCUCACGUAACUGUGAAGAAGUUGUUUGUUGGUGGAAUUAAAGAAGAUACUGAGGAACAUCACCUUAGAGAUUACUUUGAGGAAUAUGGAAAAAUUGAUGCUAUUGAGAUGAUUACUGAUAGGCAGUCUGGAAAGAAAAGAGGCUUUGGCUUUGUUACUUUUGAUGACCAUGAUCCUGUUGAUAAAAUUGUAUUGCAGAAGCACCAUAGCAUCAGUGGUCAUAAUGCUGAAGUGAGAAAGGCUUUGUCUCGACAAGAAAUGCAGGAAGUCCAAAGUUCUAGGAGUGGAAGAGGAGGGAACUUUGGAUUUGGAGAUUCACGUGGUGGUGGUGAUGGAAAUUUUAGACCAGGACCGGGAAGUAAAUUUAGAGGAGGAUCUGAUGGAUAUGAAAGUGGCCAUGGAUUUGGAGAUGGUUAUAAUGGGUUUGGAGGAAGACCUGGAGGUGGCAAUUUUGGAGGUAGUCCUGGUUAUGGAAGAGGAAGAGGAGGAUAUGGUGGUGGAGGACCUGGAUAUGGCAACCAGGGUGGGGGCUACGGAGGUGGUUAUAACAACUAUGGAGGAGGAAUUUAUGGAAGUGGAAAUUACAAUGAUUUUGGAAAUUAUAACCAGCAACCUUCUAACUAUGGUCCAAUGAAGAGUGGAAACUUUGGUGGUAGCAGGAACAUGGGGGGACCAUAUGGUGGAGGAGACUGUGGUCCAGGAGGCAGCAGAGGAAGUGGGGGUUAUGGAGGGAGGAGCCGAUACUAA